Messenger RNA from Camarhynchus parvulus, 2633 nucleotides. It is a transcript of the gene ANKRD13D, whose product is annotated as ankyrin repeat domain 13D. NCBI's taxonomy places the organism in Eukaryota, Metazoa, Chordata, Aves, Passeriformes, Thraupidae. The transcript is spliced from 14 exons. Bases 75 to 2018 code for a protein of 647 amino acids. The record is from RefSeq and is a predicted model, not a curated record. Gene Ontology annotation, molecular function: protein binding. Gene Ontology annotation, cellular component: cytoplasm.
GCAGCCAUUGCGGGCAGGCCCCGCGCUGCGGCCCGGUCCGUCCGCCCCGGCGGCCCCGGGGACAUGGUGCCGGGAUGGCCCGGCCCGCCGAGACCUUCCCGCUGCACCGGCUCGUCUGGCACAACCGGCACCAGGCGCUGGACAGCGCCCUGCGCGCGGGGACGCACGACGUGGAGCUGACAGACCCGCGUGGCCGGACGCCCCUGGAGCUGGCCGUGUCCCUGGGCCACCUGGAGUCGGUGCGGGUGCUGCUGCGGCACAACGCCAACGUGGGCCGGGAGAACGCCAAUGGAUGGACGGUGCUGCAGGAGGCGGUGAGCACGGGGGACCCCGAGAUGGUGCAGCUGGUGCUCCAGUACCGUGACUACCAGCGGGCGACGCGGCGCCUCGCCGGCAUCCCCGAGCUGCUCAGCAAACUGCGGCGGGCAUCCGACUUCUACGUGGAGAUGAAGUGGGAAUUCACGAGCUGGGUGCCCCUGGUGUCCAAGGUGUGUCCCAGCGACGUGUACCGCGUGUGGAAGCGCGGCGAGAGCCUGCGGGUGGACACCACCCUGCUGGGCUUCGAGCACAUGACGUGGCAGCGCGGCCGCCGCAGCUACAUCUUCAAGGGGGAAGACGAGGGGGCCGUGGUGAUGGAGGUGGACCACGACAAGCAGGUGGUGUACACCGAGACGCUGGCGCUGGCCCUGCACGAGCCCGAGCUGCUGCUGGCGGCCAUGCAGCCCAGCGAGGAGCACGUGGCUGGCCGGCUCACCUCGCCCAUCGUGUCCACACACCUGGACACCCGGAACAUCGCCUUCGAGAGGAACAAGUCUGGGAUCUGGGGCUGGCGCUCGGAGAAGAUGGAGGUGGUCAGCGGCUACGAGGCCAAGGUGUACAGUGCCAGCAACGUGGAGCUGGUCACCAAAACCAGGACGGAGCAUCUCUCCGACCAGGACAAGUCACGCAGCAAAGGCUCCAAGACCCCCUUCCACUCCUUCCUGGGCAUCGCGCAGCAGCACGGCACCCACAACGGGGCACCCGUCCUGCAGGCUGCCAGCCCCACCAACCCCACAGCCAUCACCCCCGAGGAGUACUUCGACCCCCACUUUGACCUGGAGACCCGCAACAUCGGGCGCCCCAUCGAGAUGUCCAGCAAGGUGCAGAGGUUCAAGGCGACGCUGUGGCUGUGCGAGCAGCACCCGCUGUCGCUGGCGGAGCAGGUGACGCCCAUCAUCGACCUCAUGGCCAUCUCCAACGCCCACUUCGCCAAACUGCGCGACUUCAUCACCCUCAAGCUGCCCCCUGGCUUCCCCGUCAAGAUCGAGAUCCCCCUGUUCCAUGUGCUCAACGCCCGCAUCACCUUCAGCAACCUGUGUGGGUGUGACCAGCCCCUGGGCUCCGUGCGGAUCUGCGCCCCCCAGGAGCCCCCCGGCGCCCACACCCCCGGCACCCAGCCCUCAGGGCCCAGAGCGUGGCCGUUCCCGUGCGAGGUGGAGGCGGGCGUGUUCGAGGUGCCGGCGGGGUACACGGUGCUGGGCGCGGGGCGCAGCGAGCCCCUGCGCGACGAGGACGACGACCUGCUGCAGUUCGCCAUCCAGCAGAGCCUGCUGGACGCCGGCACCGAGACCGACCAGGUGCGGCCACGCCCCCUUCCUUCCCUGCACACGCCCCACACGCACCUGGGCACGCCCCUAACACGUGGCCACACCCCACAGGUGACCAUCUGGGAGGCGCUGACCAACACCCGCCCCGGCGCCGAGCCGCCGCCCUACGAUGAGGACCUGCAGCUGGAAAGGGCGCUGCAGGAGAGCAUGCUGCUGCAGGCCGGGCCCAGCGCUGAGCCCCCGGCCGCCGGGGGCCCCCCGGGAGCGGGCGGCGGGAGCCCCCCGGGCCCCCCCGGGUACGGCAGCUUCGCGGAGCAGCUGCGCCUGGCCAUGGCGCUGUCGGAGCGGGAGCAGGAGGAGCGGGAGCGGCGGCGGCGCGAGGAGGACGAGGAGCUGCAGCGCAUCCUGCGCCUCUCCCUCACCGAGAAGUAGCGCCCGCCCCGGGGCGCUCCGCGCCGGCACAGGGACGUCCCACGCAGGGACCGGGGUGUCCCAUGUGGGGUCAGCCCACGCACGGACGCAGAUGUCCCACGUGGGGACACCCCUUGCAGGGAUAGGGACACCCCAGCCAGGGGACACCCCGGUGCGGGCGCUGUCCCACACCAGGAUGGCCCGGGGCGGGCACAGCCCUACCUGGGGAGCAGCCGGUGCCGGGAUGGCACCCCCGCGAUGGGGACCCCCCUGAUGUGGGUACAGCCCCCCACAGGGGAUUUGAUCCAGGGAUUCUCCUACCCCCGGGACCCCCAGCCCAGGGCUCUUCUCCCACCGGGCUCAAACCUCAGCCCAGGGACCCUCACCUGGGGACACCCCUGUGCCCAGGACCCUCCCUAGGGAACCCCCUCCUCUUUGGUGUUGUACUGUGACCCAUGGGGGGCAGCACGGACCCGGGGGUCCCCGUGGGAUGCAGGUGACCCCUAUUUUAAGGCACUGCAGUGUGGGGCGGGACUGCUGGGGGACCCCAGGCCUCGUCCUUUGGGGCAGUGGGGGGGCAGGGGGGCCCCGAAUGUCUGUACAUAUACAUAUACAUAUAUUAUAUAUAUAUAUCUA